UGCAUUAUCCUUAAAACGGGCACUAACUAUCCAUAUCACUCCCGUAUCAUAUCACUCUCAUAGAUUAGACCAUAUACUGGGAGGUAGGAGUAGCAUUCGACAAUGGUAUCUAGAAUUGUCUUGACUAGUAAGGAAUAAGGACAUAUGCAUGCAUUCCUCGAUUCGUAUCUAGAAAUAAUCAGAAAAUUCUCCGUCUGGGUUGUUUUUGUAUGUAAAUGAGUAUGUGCUAAGGAAUUAACUUAUACAAAGUGUAAAUUAUUACACCUUCACAAACAUCGCAGUUUAUUUUCGUCCGCUUGGCUAUUUUGAGUAGUCAGUUUCAUGAGAGGUUACUCCCCGUUAAAGGGUCUUUUUGUAACGACUUUAUCGUCCACCUUAUCAUCAUCAUUCCUAAAAACUUAUUCCUGGAAAUCUCUUCAAGUGAAUUCAUAUUCAUACUUUAAACAUUCCACAUUCCGAGCCUGGAAGCAGCGGACUUUCUCUAAAAUGAGUGAAUUAGACAAAUCUGUUUUGGACGCUGCAAAAAAAUUGGCUGCGUAUCAGGCAGUCGAUGAUCACAUCGAGGAUGGAAUGGUUAUUGGAAUUGGCAGCGGAAGUACAGUGGUAUAUGCAGUUGAAAGAAUUGCGGAAAGAACACUUUCUGAGUCUAUGAAGUUAACAUGCAUUCCAACAUCAUUACAAGCAAAAGACUUGAUAAUAAAGCACAAGUUGCCAUUAUCAGAUUUGGAUGUCAAUUAUCAUAUUGAUGUUACUAUCGAUGGGUGCGACGAGUGUGAUAGCAAUCUCAACCUUAUCAAAGGUGGUGGUGGGUGUCUUCUCCAAGAAAAGAUUGUCGCUGCUGCUUCCAAGAAAUUGAUUAUAGUGGCCGAUUAUACAAAAGAUUCCACAUUUCUUGGUGAAAAUUGGCAAAAGGGGAUUCCUCUAGAAAUUUCUCAAAUCGGAUGGAAAGUUGUUUUGGAGAAACUCAACCGGGUUUCGAAACCUGAAGGAGGUCACUCUAUCUUACGCCAGGCAGUUAAAAAGAUGGGACCGAUUGUGACAGACAAUAGUAAUUUCCUUAUUGAUUUCCAAGUGGGAAACAUUUUCAAGGAUAAGAAAAGUCCUCGUGAAAUUGAAACUUGGUUGAAAACAAUUCCGGGGAUUCUGGAAACAGGACUAUUUGUGGACAUGGCAAAUCAAGCGUAUUUUGGUCAGCCAGAUGGUACCGUCAGGAAAACUGAAGAAAUUGAUCGUAAAUAAGUUACAAUACGUUACAAUAAGUAGUGAGGUUCUCGAAAUUGUUCAGAAUAUCAACUUAUCUAGUUUCAAGUAAAAGUUCUAUGAGCAUGUGUAGUGCAGCAUAUUUAUUAGCAUUUUUGUCAAAUAGUAACAAGAAUGUAAUUGUAUUUAUUAUGUUAUAAAAUAAAUAUGAUCAUUCAUUGCAAAAUUAA
Molecule: messenger RNA, 1430 nt
Organism: Folsomia candida
Lineage: Eukaryota; Metazoa; Arthropoda; Collembola; Entomobryomorpha; Isotomidae
Gene: Rpi
Product: ribose-5-phosphate isomerase
Exons: 6
Coding region: 322-1239 (305 amino acids)
Biological process (GO): pentose-phosphate shunt, non-oxidative branch; D-ribose metabolic process
Cellular component (GO): intracellular membrane-bounded organelle
Molecular function (GO): ribose-5-phosphate isomerase activity
Source: RefSeq, a predicted model, not a curated record